Molecule: messenger RNA, 1894 nt
Organism: Vitis vinifera (wine grape)
Lineage: Eukaryota; Viridiplantae; Streptophyta; Magnoliopsida; Vitales; Vitaceae
Exons: 11
Coding region: 637-1494 (285 amino acids)
Source: RefSeq, a predicted model, not a curated record
AUGUAUGUUGAACUUACCACUCCUCGCAUUGCUGCAUGGAAUGAUUUUUUGGUCAAGCAACGCAUCAAGUUGGAGUUAGAAAUGCUUGGAGGAUUUGGCAAAGUUGAGUUGGUUAGCACAUCGGCGGAGCAAGAUGAAACAGAAAAAAAUAAGGCUCCUGCAGUUGAUGACCCAGAUGAGAAUGAAGACUUUGAUGUUAUUUGUGCUCGCAUGGAGGCAACACAACGUCAAAUCACUGAUGCACAAAGUCAUCUUAAUAGUCUUAUUGCAUCAUACAAUUAUGACGUGAAAGUAUCGAGGACUCGUUUCACCUCUUCACACUAUCGCACAGAUGAAGGCCAACCGUCAAAUUUUCAUGAACAUGUUAAUGAAAGUGGUGCACCAUUUUAUACAAAUAAUCCACAACAUUCACCUGUUCAUUCUGGUGGUCAAAGAAGAUCUUCUGAAGAUGACCUUGGAUGUACAAAUGAAGGGGUGUCAGAAAGACCCAACGUAGAAGAUGGUGUGUUCUUUUCAAACGAGGAUCCCCUUCACCCUGGGCCACACAAUAUGUUGGUGUUAGUGCAAUCGUGCAUGAGCACCAAUGUGGAUGUAGCACCACAAGCCUCAGAAGAAAUAUGACCACGAAGAGUAAAAAUGAAAGUACGUCGUCAUAGGCAACGAGCAGCUGUGUGCAAGUUACCUUUUGUACAAUUAUGUGUAUCAAAAUUUAAAAGGUUGACGGAGGAAGAGACACAUGUUGCCGACUAUGUGUUUGAUGAGUCAAAAGAUCCUAGUGAGAUGCUUUGUGCAUAUGGUGGCUAUGGCGUGACACGGGAACAACUUCAAUGCUUAGUAGGGGAGAGCUUCAUUGAUAUUCCGGUGAUUUCCAUGUUUUGUCAAUACAUGAAUGCAAAAGAAGAGAAUCCUUCUCGCAGACACUUUUUUAAUCCAUACUUUGGGGAAAUAUGUGGUUCAAUGAGCAAGUCUACCUCAAAAUCAACACUCAAGAAAAGAUUAGGUAGCUAUUGUGUUAAUCUUGAAUAUUGCAACCAGUUUUAUAUCCCCUUAUUCCAAUUUAAUGAAUGGGUCAUCACGGUAAUCAAUUUGGAGGCUACAAGGGUGGAUCUACUUUCAUCAUAUAAUAGCAUUCAACGUGUUCACUUUGUUAAUGAAGCUUUCAAAGUAGUUGGAUUUAUGUCGCAGUUAUUAAAAAAUUCCUUCAAACGGAAUGAUGUGAAUAUAAAUAAUUUACAUCCACAGUAUGCAGAUAUCGUUGGCGAUCCAAAAUUAUGUCAUACUGGGAUGUAUGCUAUUCUCUAUAUGCAACAUUGGGAUGGAAGUGGUCUUAAUAGAACCAUUAAUUCUGAGGUGACUGAUAAGCUGAUUGAGGAGGAUGAAUUUGAUGCAGAUCAAAAAGAUGCAUUUAAGAAUUUUGUCAAAGACAAUGUUCGAGAGACAAAAAAAGCCAAUAGACAGGCUAGAGAAGCUCGAAAAAAGGCCUUGCAGAAAUGAGUUAGUAGACUAAAGUAGCAUUUGAAAACAUGAAGUUUAACAAGUUCUACUCAGUCCAGACUGAUGAUACUCCUGACAUAUCAAAUGUUAAGGUACAAUUUAUUUUUUCUUUUGCAAAAGCUAAUAUUAUUAACACCGCCUAAUUAAAAGAAGGUGCACAAAUGUACACAAGAAGUUUAGAAAUUAGACAUAAAUGCAAUUAGAUUGAGAGAUUAACAAAAGCACCUCUAUAUAAUCAUCAAGAGCCCAACCAAUCAACACAAUCUAAUAUGGACAGUCAUGUUAAAAGCCAGAGAGAGCAUAAGAAAGAAUUUGUUAGAGUUUGUUCCGAUUAUUCUUCAUUGACAAAAACUCUAAAAUGUUAAGGUACAAUUUUGAACAUUUCUUCUAUUGAAAGAAC